Messenger RNA from Xiphophorus maculatus (southern platyfish), 3424 nucleotides. It is a transcript of the gene prkar1a, whose product is annotated as protein kinase cAMP-dependent type I regulatory subunit alpha. Gene Ontology annotation, cellular component: cAMP-dependent protein kinase complex. Lineage: Eukaryota; Metazoa; Chordata; Actinopteri; Cyprinodontiformes; Poeciliidae. Gene Ontology annotation, biological process: regulation of protein phosphorylation. Bases 188 to 1330 code for a protein of 380 amino acids. The transcript has 11 exons. Gene Ontology annotation, molecular function: cAMP-dependent protein kinase regulator activity. The record is from RefSeq and is a predicted model, not a curated record.
GUCAGCCGUAUCCGGUGGGGCAGCGGUCCAAGGCUCGGAAAAAAAAAAUCGAAGCGAGCAGGAAGAUCUGGUAACGGUGCGCUUUGUGAAAAUAUCAUACUGCCGAGUUUUUUAUCGAAAGGCCCGGUGGGAUUUUACAGUUUUUCGUUAAGGUCAGAGGUCAUAGAGCAGGGUCGCGGCUGUCGUCAUGGCAUCUGGAAGUACGAGCAGCGAGGAGGAGCGGAGCCUCAGGGAGUGUGAGCAGUACGUGCAGAAACACAACAUCCAGCAGCUGCUGAAGGACUGCAUCGUCCAGCUGUGCACCUCCAGGCCUGACCGGCCCAUGGCAUUCCUCAGGGAAUACUUCGAGAGGCUGGAAAAGGAGGAGGCCAAGCAGAUUCAGAACCAGCAGAAGGCCAGCAGCUCCCGCUCAGACUCGCGCGAUGAAGAAGUGUCUCCACCCAUGAACCCAGUGGUGAAGGGUCGCCGGCGGAGAGGAGCCUUCAGUGCCGAGGUUUACACAGAGGAGGACGCAGCCUCGUACGUCAGGAAGGUGAUUCCAAAGGACUACAAAACCAUGGCUGCUUUGGCUAAAGCCAUUGAAAAGAAUGUGCUCUUCUCACACCUGGAUGACAAUGAAAGGAGUGACAUAUUUGAUGCCAUGUUUCCAGUCACCUACAUUGCUGGGGAAACAGUUAUUCAGCAAGGUGAUGAAGGGGACAACUUCUAUGUCAUCGACCAAGGAGAGAUGGAUGUGUACGUGAACAACGAGUGGGUGACCAGCAUCGGAGAGGGAGGCAGCUUCGGAGAGCUGGCACUCAUCUACGGCACCCCGAGAGCGGCUACAGUCAGAGCCAAGACCAACGUGAAGCUGUGGGGCAUCGACAGAGACAGCUACAGGAGAAUACUCAUGGGAAGCACUUUGAGAAAGAGGAAGAUGUACGAGGAAUUCCUCAGGAAAGUGUCCAUUUUAGAGUCUCUUGAUAAAUGGGAGCGUCUGACGGUGGCCGACGCCUUAGAGCCCGUUCAGUUUGAGGACGGCCAGAAGAUCGUGGUGCAGGGCGAGCCCGGAGAUGAGUUCUUCAUCAUUUUAGAGGGUUCAGCAGCUGUCUUGCAGCGUCGCUCCGAGAAUGAAGAAUUUGUUGAAGUAGGAAGAUUAGGACCGUCUGACUACUUUGGUGAGAUUGCUCUGCUGAUGAACCGCCCUCGCGCUGCCACAGUGGUCGCCCGCGGCCCCCUGAAGUGCGUGAAGCUGGACCGGCCCCGUUUCGAGCGCGUCCUGGGCCCCUGCUCAGACAUUCUGAAACGCAACAUCCAGCAGUACAACAGCUUCGUGUCGCUGUCUGUCUGAGGGAGGAGCGCCGCUCCCCAUCUUCUUUUUCUGCCCCCCCUACUCUUCCUUCUCCUUCUCCUCCUCCUCACUUUCUCUUCUUUCAGACCCAGGGUCCACAAAUGCAAUUUGCUUUUCGCUCUCAUUUAUUUUACUUUUUGGCUUUUGAGUUCUCUGUUUGUUUUACUCAAAUGGUUUUUUGCCGUCUCCACGUGUCACGCUGUGGUGACUUUCAGCCACUCACCAGCGCUUGUACCAGCUGCUGUACGCUACCUUGUAGACACAGUUACACCACGUUACUUAUCUUUCAUAUAUAUAUAAAUAUCUAUAUAUUUAUCUAUAUAUAUUUGCUGGUUACACUUUUUCUUUUUAGAUUUCAAUUUAAAGCAGGAGAUCUGAAAGACUUUAGGGUCUCAGACUGAUGAGACAAUCAGACCUUACAAGGCGCUUUUACUGUUUUGCUUUCAGAUGAGGCGAAGGCCGAUUCUUCCCUCUAGGUACACAGGAGCAAGGCAGAAAUAUGACCGCACCCAACUGUCUUUCUGAUUGUUUUUAAUCCUUUCUUUUCGGGAAUCAGCUGUGAUCUGAGACUCCAUUCGGUUUUUUUUAUUGUUAUUUUGUUACCUUUUCGACGGGGAUGACGAAGGCGGUCACGCGUCUGUUUUCGCUUAGUUUGGAAGAGUUUGUACAACUUCAAGGGUUUUUAUUGUGCAGCUACCAGGCUAGUGCCAAAUGUUGAUUAUUGUCACAGCGCAGACAUGCAUAGCUGCGGAAAUGUUCCCUGGAGCUCCAACAGGAAAUGGCUAGAGUCCUCCUAAUCGACUGAACAACCACACAAGAACUGCCUUGAAUACUCGAAGGAGAAGAAGAAAAAAAUACACAAGAAUAGAAGGCAAAAGGAGUAUUAUGUGAGUUUCAGUAUUCAGUUUCUUUAGAAAAAUACCAAAUAACUUGGUCACUCUUCUGCUAUUGUUUAUAAUCAAAAUGUUAUUAUAGUAUAGUUCUAUUAUUAUCAUUGAGAAAAUGAUAAAUCUUAUGGUUUGGAGUGAAAUAUGUUUAACUGUUUUUUGUAAACACUUAUUUUUCCAUAAAUUCUAUUUUAGGUGUUUGGUGCCACAAAGUACUAAAUAAAUAAAUGAUUCUUCUCGUCGACUGACAUCAACAGUAUGUAACUCGUAUUGUGUAAAACGUCAUGGGAAAGGUUUUUCAGCAGCAAUGGGAGCACGUUUUGAAGGAAAGUGAAGUAUUUGGCUGCUGAAGCUGGCGGGCAGAGCGAGUAGACUCACUGCUGUCAUCGCCUCUUAUCGCCUGCAGGGGGAGCCUGACCUGUUCUCUACGCUUAUUUAAAGAAAGAAAGGAAAAAAAAAAGAUGCUUGUUGCAGAAGCAGGAAGUUUGUCGGAUAUUUUGUUUGUUAUCCCUUUGGCUUAACUGCUUCACCACUAUUUAGAUAGCAUAUGAUGUUUUUGUAAGAUCUCUACCAAGUGAGAUGAUGUUGAUCUGACUCCUCAUUCCCGCUUCACUCUUUUAUCGGAGCUGACCUCUGGAUCCGCAGUGUCUCUGUUCUUUGCUUCAUUUAGAGCAGUCGUAUGCGCUUCAUGUUGAGAUGUCUGUUUGAUUUUUAACUUUUUAUUUUUGAAGCUUUUUUUUUUUUUGGUACUGAUUGCGCAGUGUUCAGCUCGGUGAGAGGAAUGUCUGAACUUAAACUGAUGGUCUGUCGUCCCAGCCGGCCCCCCGGUUUGCUCCUGGGUUUGUGUCCACUGAUGACACGUCGUGUUUAUCCUCCGUCAGGGCGGAGGGAGUCACCUUCAUGGUUUUCAUGUAAAUAGCUGCAUCGGAGGUUUUAGUUGGAAUCGUUUUUAGCCACACUGCAAUCGUCCCGGUUUGCCUUAGCUUACCUAACCUGGGCUUACAGUAGUUGUCCGUCACUUCUAGCCCGACCUUCAGAGAGCUUGAUUGGUGUGCAGCACAAGGAGCUGCGGCCCGUCAGAGGACCAUUCUUUUUCUAUUCUAACCUGUAUUUAGUUUGACCUCCUGUAUGUGCAAAGAUGUUUAUCCUUUUGGUAUAGAUUGUUCCAGAUGGCAGUUUAAGCAAUAAAAAAGUAAAAAGCCAUUCA